This is a messenger RNA of Saccostrea cuccullata (small rock oyster), 687 nucleotides long. Its product is annotated as prostate stem cell antigen-like. The transcript has 8 exons. NCBI's taxonomy places the organism in Eukaryota, Metazoa, Mollusca, Bivalvia, Ostreida, Ostreidae. The record is from RefSeq and is a predicted model, not a curated record. The coding region runs from base 55 to 687 and encodes 210 amino acids.
CCUGUUGACUGUGAGGUGAAUGUACGAUUUUAACUACUUUGGAUAGCCAAGACAAUGGACCAUUUCUUCAAAGCGUCAAUCGUCCUUAUUUACAUUUACAUUCAACGGUGUACUGCAGAAUCCUUACACUGUUUGUCUUGUACGGAUACUGUAUCCCCCCUCCACUGUCAUCUCAUCAGAAAAUGUCCUGCUGGUGAUGUAUGCUACAUAGAACAAUUUAGGACAAUCAAUGGAGAAAACCUUUACAAUAUGGGGUGCUACACAGAAAGGAUUUGCCAUGACCGUCAAAUGAAAGCUAGAAAACGACAAUCGUCACAUGUGACCGGAAGUGAAAAUCCACAGUGUGUACACUGCUGCAAAUCUGAUGCCUGUAAUGUACAAGGUUGUCACUCUACAGGGUUUCCUCUUCAACGUGGACCUUUGUGUUUUAACUGCAAACAGAGCAGCAACCCGGAACUCUGUCGUUACGUCAAGGUUUGCGAGUUUGAUCAGGUUUGUCAUCUGCAUGAAGAGGAGGAAUUUGGAGACAAAUUUUAUGCAUCGUCAUGUUUACUUCAGAAUGUAAGUGGAUCUGAUAAACACAACUUAAACGCUCCAGCUGUUUUUGUCAGUGUCAGUACUGGUCAGUAUGGGAAUCGUCAAUUGAUUCCAAUUGAUGUUGGGAAUCGUGAAUUGAUUCCAGUAUGA